UAGCUAGGUUCCCAUGGUCCGCCGCCAUCUCGCGUCCCCCGUCUUGCCGUUCCCGGAGCCCGCGCCGCCGCUGGAAAACGACGAUCUCCUCUACGAGAUCCUGCUCCUCCUGCCUCCGCAGCCGUCCUCCCUCAUCCGCGCCUCCGUCGUCUGCAAGCGCUGGCGCCGCCUUGUCUCCGACCCCGGCUUCCUCCGCCGCUUCCGCGCGCACCACCGGAAGCCCCCGCUCCUUGGCUUAUUGUCCUCCGAUGGAGCUGACAUUUAUCCCUUCAUCCCAAGGCUGAACCGGCCCGACCGCAUCCCGGCCGCGCGGUUCUCCCUGCCGCAGCGCUGCCGCCGCGAGAUCUUGCAACUCGUGGAAUGCCGCCACGGCCUCGCCCUUUUCCUCAACCAGAGACGCCCCGAGGCCAUCGUGUGGAACCCCAUCUCUGGUCACCAUCGCCGAGUAGCUUUUCCACCACAGUUUGGCGACGCUGCAGAGAAGGACAUCCUUUCCGUGGCGGUGCUCUGCGCUGCCGGCGACGACGACAAUGGCCAUGUGCACGGUGACUGCAACCUCAACUCUUUUAGAUUGGCCUUGGUGCCCCGUUGCAAACACAGCUGCAUACCUUCACUCGCUUGCCUCUACGAGUCCAAGUCUGGCGAAUGGGGAAAUGUUAUCUCAACAACGCCCACCAACAGGACUUUAGUUUGGAGAAAGCCGAGCGUCCUUGUCGGGAAUGCGCUUUGCUGGUUCAUCCGUGGAAAGCUUGAAGGUGGCAUCCUUGGGUUUGAUUUUGAAAUGCAGAAGCUUGUUGUGAUUGAUAAGCCAGGAGACCCCCGGCUUGCCCAUUGUUCCAGUUCCUGCCUCCAAAUCAUCCGGACAGAGGAAGGUAAUCUGGGGCUCCUCAUUUACACUGGAUUCGGCCUGCGGUUAUGGGAACAUAAGGUCAGUUAUGAUGAUGUUGCUACAUGGGUCCUUCAGAAAACCAUUGAUCUGCUCGAGCGCCUUCUGCCCGUUCAACUCCAAUGGAGUUGCAUACUCGGGUACGAUGAGGAUCACAAUGUGAUAUAUCUGUGGGCACCUAAUGCUGAUGAUUCUUUCACGAUCCAACUCGACUCAAUACAGUUCGGUGACUGUUUUCGAACCAAUUUCGACGCCACUCUAUCACAAAAAAGAGAAAUUGUCUACACCACCUCUGUUCCAUACAGAAGUUUUUAUACUGCAGACUGGGCAAUUGGUGGCAGAGAUGAUGGACCUGAAAUUUCAGGCAGUACAUGGCCGGAUUGUCCUAUUAGAUAAGGUACCAUCGAUUUGUUUAUUGAACAGGUGGUGUGAAUUUAGCUUCUGCCACAUGUUCAUUUAUUUUUACCAUGUCAACAUUUUGAAAUAAUCGUGUAAACUAUGUAUCCUCUAAAUGUCUCCAGUAGAUUGGGAUCACGAUUCCUAUCGGCAGUAAAACAAACUGCAUAGUGUGUAUUUUAUUGGGUGUAAACAUUUGUGUUUCCUCUUCCGCUUUUGUAUUCCUUGUCAAGGUCCAAAUUCACAGAGAGAAUCUGGUAGUUCUCU
Hordeum vulgare subsp. vulgare (domesticated barley) is the source of this 1549-nucleotide messenger RNA. RefSeq lists its product as uncharacterized. The record is from RefSeq and is a predicted model, not a curated record. Gene Ontology annotation, molecular function: protein binding. The transcript is spliced from 2 exons. The coding region runs from base 14 to 1282 and encodes 422 amino acids. Lineage: Eukaryota; Viridiplantae; Streptophyta; Magnoliopsida; Poales; Poaceae.